This is a messenger RNA of Aspergillus pseudonomiae, 2511 nucleotides long. RefSeq lists its product as uncharacterized. The transcript has 2 exons. Bases 1 to 2511 code for a protein of 836 amino acids. The record is from RefSeq and is a predicted model, not a curated record. NCBI's taxonomy places the organism in Eukaryota, Fungi, Ascomycota, Eurotiomycetes, Eurotiales, Aspergillaceae.
AUGACGAAAGACCUAGAUAUCGCACAUCAGGUAGACAACGCCAUACUUGGAAGUGUCAAAGUCCGCCAACUGGACCAGCUACUCUUCGAAGGUCUAGAGGUUUACGGCACAAAAUCUCUCGACCAACGAAAUGUCAGGCACCUUCUCCACAGGUUUGACAAGGAGGGUUGUCGUCGGAUGGACCCAUUGACUUGGAUACCGGCCGAGUUAUCGCCGUCCGAAUUACAACAACUCUUAGCACUCAAUUCACUGCAAGGGCUAACCAGAGGCGAUCCAAAGGAGAUCAAACUACACCAAAGCUGGAAAUUACGUUGUUUACAAGGAAAACAUCGACUUACAGCUGCCAACCAGUGGCUAGAUUAUGGCGACCUAUGGUGGAACUUCAUUCUCUACGACUCCACAAAACUGACCGCAGAGUCCCGCAGAAAGCUGCGUGAGGCGGAUAGCAGUUCACGGGAGUUUGGUGACGGUGAAAUAUUUCGCAAUGUUCGCUAUUAUCAAAAACGUGGAGAUGGUGAGGCAGCGGGUGAGUGGCUGGCAAGAUGGACCCCCACAAAAUGCCGUGAUUUCUAUCAAAUAUAUAAAGAGAAGCCAGGGCAAGACGACCACGGCUAUAACAAUUUACGAGAGGGACUAGAUGCCCUUUUAAAAUUCCCCGCUUUAUGGCAUUCCUGGCACAUGGGAACUCAUCUCUCAAGUCUAAAUUGCCCCGAGGAACUAGCCGAUUACCUCUACGGAAUCCUUGCGGCAUGGAAUAAGCUUACUUGUCAUGAGCCCGGACUUUUGGACCCAGAUACGGUGGAUUAUCUGCAGGGACGAUGUCCCUCCCUGUCCGAGCAGGACCGUUGUCAUAUAUGUGACAUAUUUGAUCAAAAUCUGGUCUUUCCUCGAGUGACGGAUCCGCACAUUCGAUUACGCUUGCGGCGGGCUAUAUUGGAGUUUCCAGGGAUUAUACCUUCCCUGAAGCUCUUCCAUGAAGACACAAAAUAUUUAAAGCCAAUAAUAUAUGUGGUGAAAAAGCUCUUGCCAAGCAAUUAUAAAGGAACAAUUCGACAAGCUAUGCGGAGGUAUUAUGUCCCUCCACCGGACCAGAAAUUCCCAGCUCAGAUCUCAGAUGAUGUAUUUCAAUACGUUGAGCAUACUGACGGCGGUUUUGGCUUUUGGUCGGCUUAUUGUCAGGUCUUCCUCUUCGCUAUGCGCCAUUUUUAUGGGCUGUCAGACGUGCGCCCUCUCGGCCACAGUCGUUACUCGAAGCCACGGCAAAUACCUGAUCAUCAAGAGCUGUGGAUCAGCUUCAAGACGCUCGUACGCAAGAUUGGGUUUGUUUUACCUGGUAAUAUAAUCCAAUCAAGCUUGCCGGAGCGCUCUCCUGAAUUCCAGGCCAUUCAUAGCCUCUUAACAAGGCUCCGCCCUCCCGCCCUCUUCGAGUACGAGCAAUCAGUUCUCUCGGAGUGGAGUAAGCGAGUGGCUGAUGUCCUCCUACAGAUAGCGCGAAAGAAUACAUAUAUAGCCCCUCGUCCAUCAUUGACGACGGAUACAAAGGAAGCUUGGUCGCUUGAUAAGCGCUGUGGGAUGACUGAUAUGAGCUCUUUUUUCUGGGAUCAGAAGUACCUCUUCUUCCGAAAUAUAUAUUCUCUUACCACCGAGAGCUUUGGAGAGAACCUGUCAACCUUUGCUGUCAAGAGAAAUAUGUUCACAUACUUCUUCCCUGUCUAUGGUGGAGGCAUUGGUAACGUGAGGGAUUAUAAUGACCAAGAACCAGCUUCUAGGACCGUAGGUUCUGAGCAGCUCCAGGGUCCUUCAACUCAAAAAACGGCCCCAUUACCACAAUUUGAAGACGCCAUGAUGCAGGACGAGCCUUCAGGGACCGCUACGGCAGGUCAGAGCUUCUCAAUGCAAGAUACUAUCCCACCACCAGUGGAAGAUGCUGUUAUGCAUGAUAGGCCUUCAGUGACUGCCGCAGUAGGUCACAUCUCGCAAGAUCUGCUCCAACUGCCAUCUGGCACUACACCUGUUGGACAGCGCGACGAAACUACAACGGAUAUUCAGCCGCAUAAUGGCAGCAGUGCUAUCAAAAUACAACGACCCGAUCUAUGUGUCUGCGAUAUGAAUAUUACCCCAGGGGCAUUUGUGGCACACCUCCGUGACUCUGAGGAAGAUUACCCCUAUAUCGCACUGCUUGAUGUGUCUGAGAGAAAGCUGUACUGUCUUCCACCCUCAAGCGUAGACCAGUUUCCUCAAUUACUUCGAGUAUGGGGCAACGUCUGGUUCGCAAAAGUCGACAGCACAAUGCAAAAAGCACCCAUGCUUAAAUCGCUCACAGCCGAACAAGUCAUGACUACCAUUCGUGAAUCUCCAACUCUCAUCCUUUUUGGGCGCGAUGGCAUCUUCCGUAGCGACCUUUUGCUGCCGGACGUUGAUAUGUGGGUAAACGAUACGAUUGAACUACCGUACUAUGACGACUCCCUAUAUAAAUGGGUUAUGGAAAACCAGCGUGGUGUAAUACUAUAG